This is a messenger RNA of Schistosoma bovis, 768 nucleotides long. The record is from the annotation of a GenBank genome assembly. NCBI's taxonomy places the organism in Eukaryota, Metazoa, Platyhelminthes, Trematoda, Strigeidida, Schistosomatidae.
AUGCUCUUGCUUACUACUACUACUACUACUACUACUACUACUACUACUACUACUACUACUACUACUACUACUACUACUACUACUACUACUACUACUACUACUACUACUACUACUACUACUACUACUACUACUACUACUACUACUACUACUACUACUACUACUACUACUACUACUACUACUACUACUACUACUACUACUACUACUACUACUACUACUACUACUACUACUACUACUACUACUACUACUACUACUACUACUACUACUACUACUACUACUACUACUACUACUACUACUACUACUACUACUACUACUACUACUACUACUACUACUACUACUACUACUACUACUACUACUACUACUACUACUACUACUACUACUACUACUACUACUACUACUACUACUACUACUACUACUACUACUACUACUACUACUACUACUACUACUACUACUACUACUACUACUACUACUACUACUACUACUACUACUACUACUACUACUACUACUACUACUACUACUACUACUACUACUACUACUACUACUACUACUACUACUACUACUACUACUACUACUACUACUACUACUACUACUACUACUACUACUACUACUACUACUACUACUACUACUACUACUACUACUACUACUACUACUACUACUACUACUACUACUACUACUACUACUACUACUACUACUACUACUACUUGUCGAGGAGAUCCAAAGUAUUCUCUAGUAAGGUCUAUAGGGGUCCAGAAAAUAUUGGAAAACAUUUGA